UUCAAUGAAUCCAAAUGAUCCACAGAGCCCAAAGAUGUUCACCUUGAAGAAAUCCCUGUUUGUCCUUUUCUUCCUUGGGACCAUCCACGUAUCUCUCUGUGAGGAAGAGAGAGAUGCCGAUGAAGAAGAGGGAAGAGAUGGUCCCGAAGAAAGGCAUGUUGAAGUGGAAAAACGAGUUAAUCCAAUUGUGCUUGGUGUGUUGCCGAAAUUUGUUUGUUUAAUAACCAAAAAAUGUUGAACUUUGGAAACCUGAAUUGGAAAUCAUCUGAUGUGGAAUAUCAUUUAGCUAAAUGCACAUCAGAUGUCUUAUAAAAAAUAAACAUGUAGCAUAUGCUGA
Messenger RNA from Rana temporaria (common frog), 337 nucleotides. RefSeq names its product brevinin-1CDYc-like. The transcript is spliced from 2 exons. The record is from RefSeq and is a predicted model, not a curated record. Gene Ontology annotation, biological process: defense response to other organism. Bases 5 to 238 code for a protein of 77 amino acids. NCBI's taxonomy places the organism in Eukaryota, Metazoa, Chordata, Amphibia, Anura, Ranidae.